Messenger RNA from Ziziphus jujuba (common jujube), 648 nucleotides. Its product is annotated as putative receptor like protein 25. NCBI's taxonomy places the organism in Eukaryota, Viridiplantae, Streptophyta, Magnoliopsida, Rosales, Rhamnaceae. Bases 1 to 648 code for a protein of 215 amino acids. The record is from RefSeq and is a predicted model, not a curated record. The transcript has a single exon. Gene Ontology annotation, molecular function: protein binding.
AUGAAAGACCAGUCUCUGAUUUUCAGCAAGAUCCUCCCCCUUGUAGUCAGCAUGGAUCUCUCUGGAAAUAAUUUGAGUGGAGAUCUUCCAAAAGAGAUAACAAAAUUGUCAGGUUUAGUGUUUCUGAACUUGUCAAGAAACCAUAUGACUGGGCACAUUCCGAAGAGCGUUUCAAAGUUGAAGCAAUUGUCAUCACUUGAUCUCUCAAGUAAUAAGCUCUCAGGUGCUGUUCCUCGCAGUUUGGCAUCACUCUCAUUUUUGGGGUUCCUGAAUUUGUCAAACAAUAACUUCUCUGGUAGGAUCCCUUAUACAGAUCAUAUGACAACUUUUGAUGCACCCUUUUUUGCUGGAAACAUUGGUCUUUGUGGUAUUCCACUUGAUGUGAAAUGUUCAGGUGAUGAUGUUGAUCCAGAAAAGGGAUUGAGUACUUCGAAGAGUAGUAGAAGUGGUGACACUUCUACUGAUAAGUGGUUUUACUUGAGUGUUGGAUUGGGAUUUGCAGCAGGAAUUCUUGUUCCUUAUCUGGUAAUCGCGAUGAAAAGGUCUUGGAGUGUAGCCUACUUCGAUGCUGUUGAGAAAGUUGUAGAUAGAAUACUGUUCCUGUGGUUGAAGUAUAGAACCAGACAGCAGAGGAACCAAAGAAGAUGA